This is a messenger RNA of Vanessa tameamea, 2950 nucleotides long. It is a transcript of the gene mts, whose product is annotated as serine/threonine-protein phosphatase 2A catalytic subunit beta isoform. Gene Ontology annotation, biological process: mitotic cell cycle. The transcript is spliced from 8 exons. Gene Ontology annotation, molecular function: protein serine/threonine phosphatase activity. The record is from RefSeq and is a predicted model, not a curated record. Bases 156 to 1085 code for a protein of 309 amino acids. Lineage: Eukaryota; Metazoa; Arthropoda; Insecta; Lepidoptera; Nymphalidae. Gene Ontology annotation, cellular component: cytosol.
AUGUAAUUUACUUUUAUUAAAAACACUAUGUUUGUGAAUGCAUCGAUAUUUGGCAUCACGUUGUAAUGCCAUUGUAUUCCGCUUGGGGGACACCGUCGUUCUUUUGAACCAAAUUGACGUCACGCAAGUGGUACCUACGCCAUUUUACACAAAGUAUGGAGGACAAGGCGUCAUUAAAAGAACUGGAUCAAUGGAUAGAACAGCUAAAUGAAUGCAAGCAAUUGACAGAAAACCAAGUGAAAACGUUAUGCGAUAAGGCAAAGGAGAUUCUAACUAAAGAGUCCAACGUGCAAGAAGUGAAAUGUCCGGUCACCGUUUGCGGCGACGUCCACGGUCAGUUCCACGACCUGAUGGAGCUGUUCCGCAUCGGAGGCCGCUCGCCCGACACCAACUACCUGUUCAUGGGCGACUAUGUGGACCGCGGUUACUACAGCGUGGAGACGGUCACAUUGCUUGUUGCACUUAAGGUUAGAUAUCGUGAGAGAAUAACAAUCCUCCGCGGUAAUCACGAAUCACGUCAAAUCACCCAAGUCUACGGCUUCUACGACGAAUGCCUCCGUAAAUACGGCAACGCGUCCGUGUGGAAGCACUUCACGGACCUGUUCGACUUCCUGCCCCUCACCGCGUUGGUCGACGGGCAGAUAUUCUGCCUGCACGGCGGCCUCAGCCCGUCCAUAGACACGCUGGAUCACAUCCGCGCCCUGGACCGCGUGCAGGAGGUGCCGCACGAGGGGCCCAUGUGCGACCUGCUCUGGAGUGAUCCCGAUGACAGAGGCGGAUGGGGUAUAUCGCCCCGCGGUGCCGGCUACACGUUCGGUCAGGACAUAUCGGAGACGUUCAACCACAGCAACGGCCUGACGCUCGUGUCGCGCGCGCACCAGCUGGUCAUGGAGGGCUACAACUGGUGCCACGACCGCAACGUCGUCACCAUAUUCUCAGCGCCCAACUACUGCUACAGAUGUGGUAACCAAGCCGCCAUAAUGGAAUUGGAUGAUGCGCUUAAGUACUCAUUCCUGCAGUUCGACCCGGCUCCACGGCGCGGUGAACCGCACGUGACGCGACGGACGCCGGAUUACUUCAUGUAGGCUGCACCGCUGGCGCCCCCGGAGCAGGAGCGUCGAGCGCGCCGGCGGCCGGCCGCGCCGCGCGCCGCCCCCGCCCCCCGCCGCCCGGGCCCGGCCCCGCCCCCCGCCCGCCGCCCGUCGCGCGCCGUCCGCGCCGCCCGCCGCAGCCUGCUGCGCGUCGCGCACUGGCUCGCCGCGAUCUGAUCCCCCGAGCCGACCCGCGAGCCGACCCGCGAGCCGACCCGCGAGCGCGUAUGCGUGUGUUCUUUUCCAACGUGACUAUGCAAUUGUGCGUGUGGCCGUAGUCGAGCUCGACACGCGAACGAUGCACAUUGAUUUCGAAUCGUUGCUAUUGCUGACGUUGCGCAAACGCAUCAUAUUGCAGGCAUGAUUUUGGAAACUGACGCAUAAUCGUAUCGCUCGUGCUGUGGGUUUUGUGUUCUUGACAUAAUCUAUUCGUUUUGUGGUCGCCGCCGACUGAUAGAUCGACUGAGUCAGGAGAUUGAAUGUAAUCAGUGUUUUUAUUCCGUUCAAAAUGUCGUUUCAGUAUUGAAAUGGCAGACGUUUUAGGUUAUGUCGAAACCUACAGCAUGGUCGAUUGUAUGAAAUGUUUCUGGUAUACGUCAUUGAAUGUUUCUCGAUAAUUUAACCUAAUGCCAUGUGAAGUUUGGAUGUUGUAUAGAAUUUUGUUAAGAGCACAAUAAUAAUAAAACAAAUAGAUAUUUAUGUAUUUGGUUUGUAAAUCCAAAUUUGUUGAGUAAAUAUCUCGUUCAUGAGAAUCUUAUCUGUUCAUUACGAUGUACUUUAGAGUGUCGGUGUAUGUAAAAAUAAACAUGUAGCGUUUACAGUGCGCUUAAUAUUAUCUUUUUGUAUAGUAGUCUAGUUUACUAUAUAAAUCAUUUUAAGGACCCUACUCUAAUGUCGAGCGGUUAAAUGGCGGGAACGUGGGCUGUGGCGUGCAUUAUAUAUACAAAAUUAAAAUUAUUAUGUGAUGUUUUUAAAAGUGACGGCGGGCGCCGGGCGCGAAUGAAUUAUAAUUCACCGCAAUUUUAGGUUCUUGCCCCUUCGACAUCGCACAAAUUCUCAGCUAACCGAUUUCGAACCUUAUUGCAACGGACAUAACGUUCGACAUCGGUGAGCUGCGAGCUUGUCCGAUGGUCUCGCCCGCGCUAUUUAUGCUGGUAUGUUCAUUAUGCGCGGCCGGACGGCGCGACCGGUUCACUGUUGUAUGUAACUUACGAUGUAUCAAAGACACUUAGACCUCAUUAAACAGCGUACAUUUGCUAUACGGUAGUUUUAUUUCAACAGAAAGUCACCAUCGAUUGGCGGGAACGAUGAAUGGACAUACCACCAUAAGAACUUUGGUGAUCGAACAAAUCGAGUGUAGCCGUCUUGGGGUGACCCUCGUAUAAUUUCUUUUUUUUAUAUAUUACAUAAAAAAAUUGCCUAGUGAAAGAUUUUUUUUAUUUUCGUAGAUAACAUCUAUAAAGUUCCAUUUUAUUGUUUUAAAACGUAAUUUUUAAACUAAUUAUUCUGUUUUUACUUACUUGGACUUGCUUUCCAUGAGCAAAUAAAAUAUAGCACAACAUACACACUGACGGGCGUACUCGUUGCUAUGUAUCUUGUGUGGAACAAUAGUAAGCAUUUAGUUUUAUGACAGAACGGUAGAAAAUAUUUACACAAAUUUAUAAUAUAUACGCAUGACUAAGUCACAUAAAAAAGUAUUAGAAUCCUAUAAGACGCGUUAAGAAUGCUCUGUGCGUCCGCUCUGUCAUAAAAUGUUUUGAGAUGUGCAUUUCGGGGUUGAUUUAUCGAAAUUCUCCUGUUCUUGUGCCACAGUACCUGUAUAACAUGGAAUAAAGUGUUUCACAAGCGUGGAGCUUUAA